Molecule: messenger RNA, 4426 nt
Organism: Symsagittifera roscoffensis
Lineage: Eukaryota; Metazoa; Xenacoelomorpha; Acoela; Convolutidae
Product: ephrin type-B receptor 1-B-like
Exons: 16
Coding region: 1247-4363 (1038 amino acids)
Biological process (GO): axon guidance; protein phosphorylation; ephrin receptor signaling pathway
Cellular component (GO): plasma membrane; dendrite
Molecular function (GO): transmembrane-ephrin receptor activity; ATP binding; protein binding
Source: RefSeq, a predicted model, not a curated record
AGAGGCAAAUCAGCCAAUAAGAAUAGACGAAGCUGCUUGUGAUCAUUAGCUUUAAAAACUCAGUGGGAAUCGUAAUGAAAGCAGUUUUUUGUGAUAAAAUUUAAACUAUUUUUAAAACUGCUAAAUCAUCUUUUUCGUUCCAGAACAAAAUCAUUUAAAGUUUCCAACUUCAAAAAAAAGUUGGUUUGAGCACUUGCGAACAAAAAUUCACAUUGAUUGUUAUGAAAACUUUGCACCAUAGCUGUAGAAUUUGCAAGUAAACAAAAAGUCCUCGACAUAUUUCUUAUGAUAAUCGAGCUACUAAGUUUUAAUUUUGAAUUCUAGCGAAACUAGGUUAUCUUUUGAAAACAACUUUCUCUUUACAGUUGCGUAAUCAUUUGUUUAUUGUUAUCUGGAUCAAAAAGCCACAACAAACCAGUUAAACUGUUAAAAUACCUGGUCCAAAAGAUAUGUCAAGCCUUUCUUACCUGUCUGCGACUAAUCACCGGAACUUGCUUGAGUAAUUUUCGUCUCGUUUUCAUUAUUACAUGUCAAUUCAAGAAUUUUCGUAUCAUAUUGUUUGUACCAAAUUUAUAGAUCAUUUCUCACUAAUUAUUAAUUCAGCAGCCGAUACAUCCCGUGUGCGUGAUUUACCUGCUACUCUUUAAUUGAAAAAUAUUUGCGAUCAAACUUAUUUUUCUAUACCUUUGUUGUAUAAUUUAAAUUUUCAACCUGUUGUUUUUGUACUUGCUGCAUUACUUUUUGUCAUAUUGGCAAAAUAAUCUAGACCCCAAGUUUGUUGACAACUGAGCGUAAAUGAAUCAACCAUUUUCACUCGACUUACCAAAUUGAAUUCUUCACAUCUCGAAUUCCACUCGAAACUCGGCAGAAUUGAAAAACUUAACAAACGAGUCUAUUGUGUUGUCUUUUGUGUAAUAAAACACUUUUGUUCGAGUUAUUACCAAUGAGUUAUAACUUUACACUUUACAACUCCACCCAUUUAUUAUUUCUUUAUUUUCAAAUUUCCAACAUCGAAUUCUAGAGGACACUGAAAUAAGUUCAAAAGUUGGGCGAAUUACUUUCGUUUUUUGACCAGAACUUUGUAAUUUUAAAUCCUCCCAAGCUGUUUCCAAGCCACAUAAACAUUAAACUUGAAAAAAUUUCUAGCCUUGAUACAAAAAGCGAGUUUUCAGCAUAAUCUCUUCAUAAGUUAUCUCAUAGAUUUUCGAAUUCACAAAAAAAGUCUUAAUUUUCUGCUCAAAUAAUCAUGACCUCAACUCUUUUGUGUUCAUUUUUGCCCUGUAUUGGUUCACGGGUUUCUCUCUUGCUUACUUUGAUCCUGCUGACUUCGCUUCUCGGCUUUGCCGCCCAAGCUGAACAAGAUUACAGCUACUAUGCCAACUUCACGACCAGGCAGCAACUGGAACAGCUAUCGUCAAAAAGCACAGUCGGAAAAGCAAAGCACGGGUGGGAGUGGGUUCUGCCUUCCUCCCCUUCUGAUAGUCAACCUUACUGGAGGUCAUGUGACGUGGGGGUCAAAGGUCAUCACAGCGAGUUGAGCACUGGCUGGAUAUCCACCCUUUCAUCUCCAGGGGAGACGAUCAAGCCAAAACUCAGACUAGAGUACACGACUUGGUGCGAAAACCGAAGAGACCCGGAAUCGAAUUGCAACGGAAGGUACUUGAAAUUGAAAAUCGAGACGAAACAAUCUGUCAAUGACGAACCCAUAAUGAUCGAUUACGAAAUCCGAAUCUCACAACGUCAUCAGAUGGAAAAAGAAGAGGACUAUUUUCGGCCUCAAACCAGUGAAUUGCCUUCCUUAGAAGGAAGUUUUUUCCAGAUUACCAUCUACGACGAUGAUUUGUGUCUGAAAGUGGGGUCAAUUCAAAUAUUCGCGUAUGUCUGCAAAGAAGAGGUGGUCGACUUGGCGCUGUUUCGAAAAACAAUUGCGCCAUUCGAAAGGACAAACAUCGAUGUACUGGGCGAGUGUGUUCAAAAUGCACAAGACGAGCAGGUCAGGGCGGGGUCACUAACCUCUGGGUCUUCUAGAGUGUGCACUUCUUUUGGGUCGUGGCAAGAUACUUUCUCCCUCUGCAAGUGUCUUCCGGGCUUUGAACCCAACGAAGAGUUCACUCAAUGCAAUGCUUGUCCCGUGGAUCACUACAAGUCCACUUAUGACAACUCUCCCUGCGUGCAGUGCCCCCUCAACAGUGUCUCCGAGGGGGGACAGGCCGAGUGUGGCUGUAGAUCCAACUUCCACAAAGAGGACAAUGUGCCCCCCUCAGUCGGGUGUGCGACCACCCCCUCAGAGCCAAGGGACCUCAAAGCGCAAUCUAUCGGCUCGAGUUUUGCUCGUCUCUCGUGGCAGCGUCCUUGGGCCGACGGGGGCAGGUCGGACCUCAAGUACACAAUUCACUGUCAAGAGUGCUAUCCGCCUAGGGAAUACACGACUGUCAAAACUAACUUCACAAUUGCCAACUUAAUGCCUAAUACUCAGUACACAUUUAGAGUCUUCGCGCUCAAUUCAGUGUCGCCCUACUUUCAUGACAUCAGCUUCAAAGAGUUGAUGAUCGAAACAACGGAAGAAGUGUUCCCGACUAACUUGCGUAUUCUGGCGUCCCUCACGGAUUCGAACUCGAUAGCUCUCUCUUGGGAUCCCCCCUCUGACUUCUCGGGACAGUCCUACUGUGUGGAGAUGAACAGUGUCGGGAACCCCCGACAGUCUGUGAUGACUCACUGUGUGAAUGGCACCAAAUUCUUCCGAUCAGGAAUUGAGGAGGGUCAUUAUACAUUUCGAGUCGCGGCACAGUAUCCCGACGGAACCAAGGGAUCUUUUAGCCCCUCUGUUUCGGGCCAAGUAACUGGACACUUGCAGAUUGCGAAACUGGACAUGAAGCAACUAGUGGCCGUCAUGGCCAUCGUGGCCACCAUUAGUGUCCUCAUUCUCAUUUUAUGUCUGGGUAUGGCCUGUUUGUAUAGAAAACAUCAUGUUGGUGCUUCUUUCAUGGAACAACAGAGCCAUUUCGUACAGUGCAAUUCGCUCAGUCCGAACGCUCAAAUAAAUUAUCCGUAUGGGACGCUUUCGGGUAAAAUUCCAAUCGGACAAGCGUUUGUCGAGCCCAAUUUUUACGGAGAGCCGGAACUGAUGUUUGCUGAAUUUGUAAAAGAAAUUCCUGAAAAUUGGAUUGCUGUUGAAUCUCAAAUCGCAGCUCUGGGAGAUGAGAGUCUGUGGUGUGGAAAAUUCUGCGUGCCGAACCAACAGCCUGUGGAUGUUUCGCUCAAAACAAUUACUCACGAAUUUUCAGCCGCUGGAGGUUUUUCACAACACAAAAUUGCAGUUGAAGCUUCUACAAUGGCGCAAUUCAAUCAUCCACAUGUUUUAUUGCUUCAUGGAAUGGUUUUCUCUCCAACUGAGUGGACGAUGGUGACUGAAUGUCCUCAAAGAGUGACCUUGGAAAAAGUGCUGCAAACUCCGACUUCAAACUUCUCGCCCUUACACGUGGUCCACAUUUUGCGAGGAAUAUCAGCUGGAAUGCGAUACUUGUCCGACAUGGGAUAUGUUCACAAGGUGCUGACCAGUCGCACAGUGUAUAUGGGGGACCACCUGGUGUUCAAGAUCGGAGGUUUCGACCUCAGGGCUCUUCUGGAGGAAGAGAACACUACCAACAGCAAAGCACCCCUAGUCUCAUCGGAGAUCCACAACUUCCUCAUUCCCUGGUAUGCACCGGAAGUGAUCCAGUCGAGGAAGUACUCUUCGGCCAGCGACGUCUGGGCGUUCGGAGUGCUAGUCUGGCAGGCACUCUCGUUCGGAGACCUCCCCUUCGGAUCUUGCCCGGCGGAAGAGAUAGCCGAGUUGGUGUCGAAAGGGCAGAAGUUGAGUGCCCCCAAAGGCUGUCCCCAGAUCCUGUCCACCCUCAUCGCCGACUGCUGGAAGUUCUCGCGUGGCACCAGACCCCCCUUCUCCCUAAUCCAGACUACUUUGGAAAACAUCAUCCGUCAGCCGUACUCCAUAGACUACCAGCACAACUCAAACUCCAGUGCGAAUUCCGCGAACGAUGAGACUCCUCAUUCUGAAAAUGGCGACUCCUCAAUCAAGUUAAAAACUUUUGAGCACGUCGGAACAAUCGCUCGAACUCCAAACUCUUCCGUCUCAAUUUGCGAUUUCCUCAAAAAGAUCGGCCUAUCACAGUACGAUGACCUAUUCAAGAGACAUGGCUACUUAUACGUUCACGAAGUUCAAGCAAUUGACGAAGAAAAUUUGGUGCAAAUUGGUUUGAACAACCAAAAACAUCAGAAAAAAAUUCUGGCAAGCUUGAACCCCAACUUCAGUCCAAAACACACUAUUGAUUCUUCAAAUUAUACUCAAAAUUAUAGCGUAGCUUAAACUGUUGCAGUAGUUUGUAUGUCACGUGAAACUUCUUAAUAAAUUAUUAAUUUCGAAGAUAAA